Adineta steineri is the source of this 1026-nucleotide messenger RNA. The record is from the annotation of a GenBank genome assembly. Lineage: Eukaryota; Metazoa; Rotifera; Eurotatoria; Adinetida; Adinetidae.
AUGUAUUUUUAUCUUCGUGAACCAUUAUCAUCUAUAACAAGUAGUAAUACAUCAUUUUCAUCCGAUAAUUCUUAUCUACCUAAUAUUAAUCCAUCAGCUGGUCUACGUCAAUUAUCUGUAGAUGAACUUGAUGAAAUUAAUUCAACUGGUUUCAAUCGUCAAGAUUCAAUACAACGAGAAUCAUAUAAUAUUUCACGUUCAUUAUUUGCUAUACCACGUCCAACUAUAUAUUUACCUACGAAUAAUUUAUUAUCGACACCUUGUACAAGAUUUACACAUGCACGACAAUCAUCUAGAUCAUCAGAUCCAUCUUUAAGAACACAUCAUUGUGAACGACCAAUCUAUCAAAAUGUAUCAUCACUUCCAGUUCUUCCUCCAGUAAUACCAUCAUAUCCUAUUCAAUAUCAAAUUCAACGAUAUGCAACAAUUCCUGUUACUCGUUCAAAAAAACAACAAAAAUCUAGACGCGAAAGACCUCCAGGUUUAUUUACAACUCUUUUUACCGGUGGUUUUAGUACGAUUUCAGUACUGAUUUACUUAAUAUUUCUCCUUAGUUUACCUAUAGCUAAACUCGUCUUAGGUAUUCUCUAUAUGAAAGAAUGUCCUGUAAAUAGAAACAUUCCAUUAUAUAUGAUCGUCGCUGGUGCAUGUGGUUUAGCUCUUGUUAUUUUAUUACUUCUUUCAUCUGCAUGUACACUCUGUCGAUCUACAGCUAAUACAAAAAAACCAUAUCAUUGUUUAAUGAUAUGUACAAUUAGUUUAGCUCGUGGUUUACAAGGUGUUAUAGGUAUAUUUCUUUUUAUUUGGUUUUUAUUUGGUAAUAUUUGGAUAUUUAAUGCACGUGUUCGUGUUCGAACAGAUAAACCAAAUGAUAUAAAUAAUUAUUGUCAUCCAACACUUUAUUGGUUUGCAUAUUAUAUUUUAAUUUUUACUUAUAUCUAUGCAUUUUUAACUUGUUGUAUUAAAUUUUGUCUUAAUUGUUUUUGUUGUGGUGCAUUUAAUGAAUGGCAUAAAGCAUUUUCAUAA